This is a messenger RNA of Protopolystoma xenopodis, 771 nucleotides long. NCBI's taxonomy places the organism in Eukaryota, Metazoa, Platyhelminthes, Monogenea, Polystomatidea, Polystomatidae. The record is from the annotation of a GenBank genome assembly.
AUGACUAUCUCUUUCCGUCUUUAUCACAGAUCCUUAGAGCCGACCCCGAGUGGAGUUUUAAAGUCCCCUGUGGACCUGUUAGGCUCUGCCAGUAGCACUGGCGCAUCAAGUUUAGUGAGCACUCCGUUGGCGUCCACAAGCCCCGACAGCAUAACGAAGCAUGGAGUCAGUCUGCCAAACGGCUUAUCCAACCCAUAUUGCUUAUCUACCGAUUCCAAUCGUCUCAUGCCCAACACUUCAGCCAGUGUGACUAUCUCUGCAGUAGCCAAGUCUUUAGUUCUGCCCCACACUUUCUACCCACAUUCUACCACACCUUGCUUUGCUGCUGCCGGUCGUCCAUUUGUGGAAGUUACGCAAGGGAAAGAAGGAGAACUUGGGAUCCGAUGCGGCCAAAAAGUAGAAAAUGAGGAUUAUGAGACGAAGCGAUCAGUUGGGCCAGAAUCAUACUCUGCAACAAAAGUCAUAGAAGAUAAUAUAGAUGAGGAGGAAUUUGACGAGGUUGCCGAAGAUGAGGCACAGUUGAACCUAGAGUCAAGCCUCUCAUCUACAGUCCAACACAGACAAGAUUUUGCCGUUAGUCCCCAUCACCUAUCUGGUACUUUGGGCACUCAACUGUCCAGGCCAGAAGGAAGGCAGCCUGCUUCCUCUACCCUAGGCCUUGUCAGGCCUCAUUAUAGCUCUCAUUCUCAGCAGCGUCACCACCAUUGCUCUCCCCGUCCGAUUCCAACUCUUGAGGGAGUCGGAAAUGCUUGUCACUCCGUCUGGCCAUGA